CUGUGGUCUAUAAAAUAUGAUUAGUUUCGUAGGAGGCACAUAUUCGCUUGUUCUGCAAUAUGGAUAGUACGAAAACAUCAUUUAGCACUGAGCAGUUGGGUAUUGUGUGGAGAAAUGUGAUUUUAUUUGGCAUUUUACAUGCGAUUGGUUUAAUUGGAAUAUUAUUAGUCGCCAAGGGUCAAAUUUCAUAUUCGACACUCAUUUUUGAUAUAGUACUAGGUGUUUCUAGUCAAAUUGGGAUAACUGCCGGAGCUCACAGAUUGUGGGCACACAGAUCAUAUAAAGCAACAUUCCCCUUAAGGCUUCUGUUGGUCGUUUUAGAUACUUUUGUGUAUCAGACAUCUGUUAUCAAUUGGUGUCGCGAUCAUCGUCUCCAUCACAAAUAUUCCGAUACUCACGCGGAUCCACACAAUGUUAACAGAGGCUUCUUUUUCUCCCACAUCGGCUGGAUAAUGGUUCGAAAGCACCCGGAAGUGAAAGCAAAGGGUAAAGGAAUUGACUUGUCCGAUCUCUACUCGGAUCCUCUGCUAACGUUCCAGCACAAGUACUACCUUCCUCUGAUGUUACUCGCUUGUUUUAUUACGCCCGUUGCUGUUCCAAUGUAUUUCUGGAAGGAAACCUUCCUCAAUGCCUUUUCCCUGAAUAUUGUGCGCUAUUUGAUUAUCGUUCAUAACACUUUCACAAUAAACUCAUUUGCUCAUCGAUUUGGAUACCGGCCAUACAACAGAUUUAUUGUUCCAGGAGACAGCUUAAAUCUGUCUCUGGUGACUUGUGGAGAAGGUUUCCACAAUUACCAUCACACGUUUCCUUGGGAUUAUCGAUCUGCAGAGUUUGGGAAGUUUUCCUUUAACUUGACCAGAAGGUUCAUCGAGUUUUUCAACCAAAUUGGAUGGGCGCAUGAUCUGAAAUUUGCCUCAGAGGACAUGAUUAAGAAGCGAGUACUACGAACAGGAGCCAACAUUGAAGAAGUCGAGUUAAAGAUCUAAAAAUUAGUUAGCAUUAAUUUUUGGAGAAAAUGUAAAAAAGUAUUGUUUUUUUCUAAUAAAGCACCCUAGGAAAAGUACUGAAAGCUGGAUUACAACAUCAUCGAAUUUCCAGUUAUCGCGGGAAAUAUAUAACUUUUGAAAAGUGCGUACGUAAAUCCACUCUUCCACAUUGUAGUACACAAUUUAAAUAAAAAUUCCAUAUUCAGUGGAGACUUAAUAUUUUGAUAGACUAUCUACAGGAUCACAAUCUUAUCAACAUAGUCGAUUUUUCCCAUCUUUCUAAAUUUAAAUCCGAACAAUUCUAGGUUAAAAUGAGCGCUGGCUUAGUGUGGACAAUCCUUUUUGUGGUUUGUGCGGAAGUCUGCAGUUAUGCUGUGAGUCCAAACAAUGACAUUGAAUCUGGCUCCAGUUCUGAUCCAGUUUUGCUCAACUCCAAACUAUGUGUUGACAAAAAUGGAAGACGUCUAUAUGGAGAAAUUGCUUAUAAAUUAGACUGCAGGAAAUUUGUACACUGCGCUCCUGGACUUGCAAUGAUUGUCUUUUGCCAGCCUGGUCUUCUGUUUAACCAGGCCAAAAAGUACUGCGAUUGGCCGAGAGAGGCAAAUUGUGUAGAAUUCAGUGCUGUAGACCCGACUAAAUUAGUUGUACCUGCAAACAGUAUACCAUGGAAUUAGUUGUAAUUAUAAAAUUUAGCUGAAAAUACCUUUUUUUUAUAAGUAAGAAGUUUUAUAAUUUUAAUUUAAGUUAUUUUUUGUUCAAGUUAAGAAUUCUUUAGAAAUUGUACAGACUUGUGGGUCACUUCCAAAUUUUGUCCGAAUUAUUCAAAUUGAGACAGUUAUCUAAUUGAAAUAUUUUAAGUAAUUAAUAUUUAAAAUUAUCGUAAAUGUUUGCAUGGAAAUUUUUUUAAGGUACUGACUUGAUCGUAUUUAAUGAUUUCGACUAAAA
Molecule: messenger RNA, 1931 nt
Organism: Dendroctonus ponderosae (mountain pine beetle)
Lineage: Eukaryota; Metazoa; Arthropoda; Insecta; Coleoptera; Curculionidae
Product: acyl-CoA Delta(11) desaturase
Exons: 6
Coding region: 60-986 (308 amino acids)
Biological process (GO): unsaturated fatty acid biosynthetic process
Cellular component (GO): endoplasmic reticulum membrane
Molecular function (GO): stearoyl-CoA 9-desaturase activity; iron ion binding
Source: RefSeq, a predicted model, not a curated record